CAAAUGGUCAGUGUCGAUGUAUUUUAUUCGCGAGUAAUGGUCUGCAGUAAUGCCUAUGGACGGAAAACACACAACUCGGGCUGGGGCGUCUGUGAUUCGUGGAAAUGCGUGUACUUUAUGGAAUGGCGCGAUGCCAUUGGUCGACCGGAUAAAGCGCCAACCAAUCCGAGGCGUGGACGCGGGAUCUGCCUCGGCGUCGACCCGGCCAAGCCCUUGGCGACGAGAAUCAGCCGUACGACGCGGGGCCGCAGAAGGCCCACGGCAUGAGCGUGUCGGUCGACAGUGCGACGUUGACACCCAGCAUCCAAUAGUAUGGCUACACCACUUCCUGCUCGACCGUGGUGGAAACAGCAGAUCGCGCUCCUUUUCGCUGCCUUUAGGUCGUCGGAUGCACGAACCAUAUCGAGCGUGGGAGUGUACCUCGUUUUCUGC
Molecule: messenger RNA, 432 nt
Organism: Saprolegnia parasitica CBS 223.65
Lineage: Eukaryota; Oomycota; Saprolegniomycetes; Saprolegniales; Saprolegniaceae
Exons: 1
Source: RefSeq, a predicted model, not a curated record